GCAGUUGGCUAAGUGAAAGAGAAAGUCUGACAGACUCACUUCUUGCUACGCAAUCGGCUAAGUGGAAGGGAAAGUCUGACAGACUCACUUCUUGCUAUGCGAGGCUACACUAUCAAAAUCAUGGGCAAACUGUCUGUCUUUUUGUUUGUUUUUUCAUUUUACACCAUUGUCAGCCCAGGUUCAGGAUCACAUUCUCUGUGGGCACUUGCAACAUACAUCGUCGGAGAGACGCCUUUCCCUGAGUUUACGGUUGUGGUGAUGUUGGAUGAUGUUCAAGUGGCUUACUAUGACUCCAACGAUAAACAGUCUGUCUACAGGGGACAACAUAUCACAAAAACCAAGGACGAUGAAGCUCAGGACGGAGCUCAUGUAUUUAGAGUAAUAUACCAGAGCAUGAAAGACAGAUCAUUUGAACUAAAGCACCGCUUUAAUCUCACGGAAGGUGUUCAAGUUCAGCAAAAAAUAACUGGCUGUGAGAUGUUGAACAAUGGUGAAUCAGCCUUGGUCAUGUAUAAGGAUGUUUUCAAUGCCAUUUAUACAGAUCGAACAUUAUAUUACAACAUGACACAUUUUACGUACGAUGCUGGGAAACUACUACUAGGAUGGGAUGGGAUAAGGCAAGCAUAUGAAAGAACACUUUAUGAGAAUGUUUACCUUCCUAUUUGUAUAAAAUCACUGAAGAGACUCCUGAAGAGAGAGAAGAACAUUGUGAUGCGUAAAGUUCCUCCCAGACUCAGGUUGAUAAAGAAAGAGGUUUCUGGAGGGUUUCAGGUGAGCUGCCUGGCGUUUGGUUUCUACCCCCGCCACAUCAACCUGACCCUGCUGAGAGACGGCCAGCCAGUGGCAGAACAGGAGCUGACAGGGGGGGAGGUGCUGCCUAGUGGAGAUGGGACCUACCAGCUGAGGAAGAGUCUGGAGGUCAGUACUGAGGAGCUAAAGAAGAGACACAACUACACCUGUACUGCCUCUCACCUCAGUCUGGACAACAAGCUGGAUGUCAGUUGGGAGUCUGGGGCAGAGAGAGUUCACCUGUCCACCCUCUCAGUUCUACUGAUGAUGCUGCUGAUUCUUAUUCUAUUGGGCAUUUUCAUUUGUGUCAAAAGGAGGUGGAGUAACACUGCCUCCCAGUCUGAACUUGCCAACGUUGAUGCAAAAGUGUCAGAGGAAAUUAACCUUUCUUCAGAUUCUGAGACCUAAUAUAUUUUUGGGACACGGAUGCAGCUUUGUCAAUUCAGCUCAAUUCACAAUGAAAAUAUGACUGCCAGAGCACCUAUGAGGGCAGACACAAAAUGUAUGAAUGAUUGACUGACCAUAACAAUCUUCCCUUCCCCUCAACAAAGGACUGUAAAGACAUCAGUUUGUGGAGACUGUUGACAAUAACAAAUAUCUGGCCAUUAUUAGUCCAGAUCUGCAUUUCUAUAUUUUAUAGGCUGGUUUGGCAUCCUGAGCAUUAACAAACAUAAUCUGGUAGUUAUAUGUGUGAUGUAAUCUGUAAUUUCUAAUCAUGACUAUUCAUUAACUGUACAAUUAUAUCCGUUCUGUAUUAGCUGAAAGCCAGUAUCUUAACCAGAAGGAGAAUCAUGUGAUCAUGUGUAUGAGGUCUGUUUAUUAUUGGAAAGACUUUACACUGUCUCUGUGUUGUAUUGUAUGUAGUGUAUAUUACCCCCAGGCUGUACAAUAAUACCUUUAUUACAGACAAUAAAAUGUAGCCAAAUCAAUUAAUGGAUUGAUUAAUGUUAACUACGACAUUGUUUAAAUUAAUGUCAAGUAUACCAUAACUUCUCUCAGGAACUUGUUUAUCACGGUGGAAGGGAGAGAUAUCUGACCCUAUUUCACUCCAGUUGAAGACUGGAGUGAUUAUUAAACUAAGGUGAAUGUUGUAUGCAUUAUAAACAAUUAAACCGUUUUGAUAUAACAGCUUUAA
This is a messenger RNA of Salmo salar (Atlantic salmon), 1924 nucleotides long. Its product is annotated as major histocompatibility complex class I-related protein 1. The record is from RefSeq and is a predicted model, not a curated record. Gene Ontology annotation, cellular component: external side of plasma membrane. Lineage: Eukaryota; Metazoa; Chordata; Actinopteri; Salmoniformes; Salmonidae. Gene Ontology annotation, biological process: immune response.